UUCUAUGUUUAGAAUCUAUCACUAGCAACAAAUAAGGCUUUCCGUCUCGCUCAGCACCAAAUUCAUUCCUCCUCGUCGCGAUGUCUUACCCAACCAAGCCUUGCUUCGUCGGUUCUUUUAAGGGCUGGGACGAUGAGGCACUGAAACAUCCUAUUAUGCGAUACUUGAGCAACCUCAACACUGACUUCUGCGAGACCAAGGUUGCCCACUCGGAGCCGCAUACUAAGUGGUUCACCCAGGACUUCGAGUUCCAAGCCCAAAGUGGGCAGACCCUUAGAGGAGAGGAGGCCUGGAAGAGGUUGGUUCAUACGUCCAGGUUCUAUGACAAAUUUUCAAUGGAGCCCCUCUCCGCUUUCAUCCAGGAUACAGAAGGUGGAUAUGAUGGUAUGGUGUACGGGAAUAUAUACACCAACUUCAUAGAACCAGGAGAGAAGAACUAUGCGGAUAAUAAGGGAAUUAAUUGGGAGCUGCGGAUUCCGAGAGCUUAUCAUCUUACCUUCGUGGAGGAUUCUAGCGGGCCACACGGCCUGAAAAUCAGCAACCUGGUUAUUAUCGGGGAUACCUUGGGCACUAUGGCAGCAGCGGUUCGUAAGGGGGUAGUUUCGCAGGAAAAUGCGUUUGGAUUUUAG
Molecule: messenger RNA, 629 nt
Organism: Fusarium redolens
Lineage: Eukaryota; Fungi; Ascomycota; Sordariomycetes; Hypocreales; Nectriaceae
Exons: 2
Coding region: 81-629 (182 amino acids)
Source: RefSeq, a predicted model, not a curated record